Messenger RNA from Apis cerana (Asiatic honeybee), 3380 nucleotides. RefSeq lists its product as uncharacterized. The record is from RefSeq and is a predicted model, not a curated record. Lineage: Eukaryota; Metazoa; Arthropoda; Insecta; Hymenoptera; Apidae.
UUGGUCGCCAACGUCAGAGUAGCGGGCGUUUCGUUCGGACAAUUUCCCCGUUACGACUUUCCUUCGUGGCGGCCUUCUCCUCGCCUCUAUUCCUACAUCGAGGCGUCACGUAUCGACGUUUCGACGUGUCGACACUGCUGGCCCGCUGUCCUGUCGCCGUCCAAACGUCUCUCCGGCCUAUCUCCGCUAUCCUUCUACCUAUCUGUCUAUCUAUAUAUCUAAAUUUUCCCCGGAAUUAGCGGAAAUAACGAACAACGAGGUGGUACAGUGCGCUGCAAGUGAAAUUAUACAGUGAUGGUGAUCACGGACAGUGAGCGUUGACGAUUGCUGUUUCUGCCAGAAGAAGAAGAGAAGAAGAAGAAGAAGAAGAGACGCACGUGCGCACGUGAGCAGACUCCCGAUCCGACUUUCUAUUAUUUUUCGUCGGAAUUUUUCUACUCGAACGUCGAAUUCCGUGUCAAAUUCGUUCUCGAUUCGAGCGAUAUAUUCGCAUUUUAUUUUUCUCGCGGUGUGUGCAAACUUCGAUCCGGUUGAGAUCCAGUCGAUCCGGAUAAUCGACUGGUCGAUGGAUAAAUCGUUUAAAAGAAUAUUUUCGUAAUUUCGUAUUUCGUUGUGUUAUGUGCGUUAUUCCAGCCAACUGUUAUUGGAACCUGCACUCGGAAGCGGAUCGGAAGAGUGGGACAAACAAACUCAAGAAGCUGAAAAAGGGAGAGAGAAGGAAGGAAGGAAGGGAGCAAAAUGAGGAUAACUUGCUUACUCUUUGGCCUCUCGUUGCUGUUGGCUUACGUGCACGCCAAUCCUAUCGUCAAGAGGGAAACGGAGCCCGUGGAGCUCAACCCAUUGAACGAGAUAUACGUGGUGGAGGCCGAGGAUGACCGAGGGGACGAGGAGAGGGCCGACAGGGACAAGAGGAAGAUCGCUGUGGCGAAGCUGGGUGUAUCCAACGGCAUAAUCAACUUCGUCUUCAACAAGCUGGAUUCUUUGAUCGACGCCAAGACGAAAGCUCUCACCGACCUGGACGAGACGAACAGAAUAAAGAACAAGGCUUACGGAAUCGACGUGAACAAGUCGGCAACCAGCAAGUUCAUCAGCGAGCUGGUGAACGCGAAAAUUCAAUCUGCGACAGGAAGUAUCGGGCCGGUGGUAAGCACGGCCCAAAACUUCUUCUCGAACACGAAGAGCGGCUUGACGAACGCGUUCGUCUCGAAAUUGGCCCCGCUCAGCUCCAUCGCCACUGGUUUGAGCUCUCCACCCUCCACUGGAGACAGCAAGGACAAUUUGGAUACCAAAACGUCGAACGCGAUCAGCUUUCUAGGAAACAUUUUGAACGCCCAGCUUGGCGUGUUGUCGAACUCGAAGGGUCUUUCUAGCGAUUCACCGUUUUCCGAAGGGAUCUCGACCACGACGGAGGAUAUCCCCGAAUUCGAUAGAACGAAGGUGAACUUGGACAUACCCCCAAUGGUGUUCGGUAGCGGUUUCACCACUAUCACCAAUAUCAGCAAAAUCCUGAGCAACGUGAUCACCAACUCAGCCCGUCGAACGCAAACGUUGCUCGAGGUGUUCAAACCGUUCUUCCGUGGAGUGUUCGCAAUCAAGGGCCUACCUUCGGAUAAUCCCCAUUAGAAGAUGCCGCUCAUUGGUGCUAGGAUCAAUUGCCAUUUCACGGAGAGGAUUUCCACGGAGAAUCCCGAGAGUUUCGACUGUGGCGAGAAGGGAGAUCCGUGCAAAUAGCCUGCGAACGAUAGUCUAGAUAGAAUACGAAUUUUAGGACAGAAUGCGACGAUCGUAAUCAGUCGUCGCGUAGUUAAAGGUGAUUGCUAGAAAGGGAUAUUAUCUUUUUAUAACGCAUCCCCUGUGCAAGAACCACGAAAUUUUCUCUUCGAGCGUGAAAAUAUUUAUGUUCCGUGAGAGUUAACUUAUCAAAUUUAAUGGAGAAAUAUGUCAAAAAUUUGCAUCGUUUAUAGAGGAAUUAUGGAAUAAUAAUCGCGCACAUUCGUGGUUCCGGCAUCAGCGGCGUGAAAUACAUAUAUUUAUAUGCGGCCUCUGCGCCGUUCAUGGGUGAUCAAACUUGUUGUUUCCUUUUGUACGUAAAUUCGUUGCCAUAAAUUGCGACACUGUUUGCCAGAACUGUAGCUCGCGUGUCGUAAAAUGUACGUACAACGAUGUAAUAUUUUACAUCGCGGUUAUUUAAGUGUAAAGUUCGCUCGGCGGUGAAAAUGUUGUAACGAACAUAUGCUGCUUGAUUUAUAAAACUUGUUAAUUGCGUCUUCGAUGAACGUGUAAAAUAAACGUAUCGAAUCGAUUAAAUUCUUUCUUACUUCCUACUGUAUGUAAAAUAUGUAAAAUACGAUGUAAAAUAAUGACGAUGCGAUUUCGAAUUCUCUUCGAUCGGAGAAAUCUUUUUUCUUUUUUUUUUUUUUGAUAAGAUGAAAUAAGCCCGUCGUUAAAAUUAAUCGUCUAAUAUCGAUAAAAUGUCCCUUCUGCGCGGAUGAAAAGAAACUUUGUCGCGGUAUCUUGAAUCGAGUUGCGCAAUCGUUUACGAAUCGAAUCGUAAUAGUAUAUUGCCGAUUCAUUCUGACUGUCAUCGAAUAAUUAACUAAUACUAUCGACUGGAAUGGUUCAAAUUUGGAAAUCGUACGAGGAAUUUAUAAAUACGUAAAUUUAUGAAUAUAUGUAUUUUAUCGUAAUUUUAAUCGUGAUUUUAAUCGUGAUUUCUAAAUGAUGAUAUUUUUGUUUAUUAUACGGUGACAUUUGACAUUUCUAUGAGUUACUUAAUGAAUUACUUAAUGCAUGAAUAAAUGAAAAUGUAAUAUCCUUUUGCUUAAUAGUCUUGAAGUAUCGGUCGUAAGUAAAAAAUAUAUCGUUAUAUCUUCGCAAGUAUUUUUGGAUAUUCGAUUUAAUUUAUUUAUAUUUUUCUUAAAUCGAGUUAUAUUCUCAUUGCAGACAUUCAAUUACAUCUUCACGUCGAUUAUUGAUUUGCACAUAUUGUAAUUGGCUGCAAUAAUGACGAAAAAUUGACGAGGCGAUAAUUACCAUCGAUUAAUCAUUCUUUCAGACUUCCGUAUCCGGUGAAAGUAUUUAUUCCAAGUUAUAGAAUAACAAUUUAUCCUAUCGAACGAGAAACGAGAGAAAAAUUAAAUAUAAAUGCGAUUCGAUCUGGCUUGCCAAGCGCUUGCCUCCGCGACGGCGCAGCUUCCGGUCUAACCACAAUUAUGCAACAAUGCUUGAUGCAAGUAUGCAAAAUAUAUUAAAUACGCGAGUCUUGUAUGUUUGAAAAAAAGAAAAUGUCUUUUCUUUAAGAUUUAUCCGAAUCCGCAAAAUAUGUCUACAAACUCUGAAAGGUAUUUGAAAAUAAAUGAAAAGAGAAUGAUGGUUGACUA